GUGUUACCCCCUACUUCACGUUCUGGAAAGAUGGCCUGAAGGAGGUUAAACUGUAAAUGUUGAUGCCCACUUGAUAAAUUACAACAUGAUUGAAAUGGAGGCAUAUUGGGAGUAAUGUACGAUGCGUUGAAAUGUAUACGAAUACAUAUACUAGGCUGCAACCGAUGGAACGGAGUAUUUGCAUGGAAAUAGUACCAAACACUUUGAACGCGUCGCGCAGCCAUGUCUCCCCUUUCCUCGUUGGAAUCUCUUGUCCUCUCUCUUGUCUCUCCUACGAGAAAUGACGAACACCUCAAGGACGAGCUCGUUUUGCAUUGUCAGGAUAUACUGAACAGCCAUAUAGGCCAGAACCAUGACCCAGAUCUAGUGCAUCUUGCAGACUCGGUUAAACGACAGUUACUUCAUUCGUCUCCGUCAGGCAGCGCAUACCUCAAAUUUACCAAUCUCUUAUCCCGACUACUAGACCAGCCCGUGCUAUCAAGAAAACACGCGUCCAUUCUCUUCCUGUACUCUCUCGCAUCAUCAUCAGCAUCGCAGGCUUCAGCGCCUUCCCUACUUCCAUCACUAGUACCGCCGCCGCCCUCGCAACCAACCACCUCAUCAACCACAGUAGAUCCACCGGUCGAUGCCCGAUGUGCCAAGAGUAGAACAAAAGCCGAUAUAUUGAGAGAGUACCGAACAAAGACAGGCCGUGCUAUUAUUCCUGAACACUUGCUACUCCGCGAUACCCUCUAUCUAUUGCAGGGCAUCUCGGGCAAAUAUGUCCGGUUUUCAUUGCAGGAUGACUUUGAGAAUAAACUCGUGUUUGUGGAGGACUCGAAAUACAUGAUAUCUGAACCGGUCAAGACGCUCAUUCAUAGACUGUCAGAGGUUGGGUAUCUCUACACGCGCGUGGAGACCUUUAUUCGAGAACGGGAGGGCGCCCCAGCUGUUGGGAUGAUUGAGCAGAGUCUGUGUCAUCACUUGCAAGUCCAGCUUACUGAGUACUAUCGUCUCAUCGCUGUCUUGGAGUCACAGAUGCCUGCCCCACCGAAGCACCCGACGGAUGAAUCGGAGGAGAACCUCAGCAUCCGGCAGGAAGAGACAGGCCUGACGUUGAGGCGUUUGGAUGUAUGGAUAAAUGAUUGGCGACUUAGGAUGAGGAUGAUGAGCGUAUGCGUCGAAGGGGCGCGAGAUGCACACGGAGGCGCAUUAGUGAAUCUUAUCCAUAGCUACACUAAUAAUGGUGACCCCUUCGUGCGAAAAUUUACUGAUCAACUUCUUGAAGAGGUGUCCAAACCUUUUUUUGCUACUCUUCAUAAAUGGCUCUUCUCUGGAGAGUUAUAUGAUCCUUUCAACGAGUUCUUCGUUGCUAUGGAUCCGUCUCUAAAACACGUUCAGUACACGCAUCCCUCCUCUCUGUCAGGGGGAUUUGGACAACCUACAGGUGAUGGAGGUCUUGGGAGUCUGCUCAUGGACAAUGAGGAUGCCAGCGACAAGAUGGAAAACGGGCUUCAACUAUGGCAAUCGAAAUAUCAAUUUCAAGAGGACAUGUUGCCCAUGUUUGUAGGCGAGGCUUUUGGAAGAAAGAUUUUGUCGACUGGUAAAAGUCUGAACUUUAUUCGAUAUAGUUGUCAUGAUAGCGACUGGGUUGCUACCCGAGAGAAAAUGAGUGACAGUGGUGGGACUCUGAAGUACAGCGAUAUAAAUGGAUUAGAACGUUCAAUAGAUACCGCUUACCAAGUCGCGAGUGGUCGUCUAUUCGAGGUCUUCAUCGACAAGUUCAAGCUUCUCGACCACCUCAAAGCGCUCCAAAACUAUCUCCUCCUCGGUCAUGGUGACUUUGCUGACCAACUCAUGGAGGCUCUUGGCCCCAGCUUAACCCGCCAAGCCAACACCCUUUUCCGGCACAAUCUAACCGCCACCCUCGAAACCGCCAUCCGGUCGUCCAACGCUCAAAAUGACCCCGCCCACGUCCUACGCCGGCUCGAUUCUCGCAUGCUCGAGUAUACCCACGGUGAGAUCGGCUGGGACGUCUUUACGCUUGAAUACAAAGUCGAUGCGCCCAUCGACACGGUGAUCGACCCCGAUUCGAUGAUCAAGUAUUUGAAGCUAUUCAGCCAUCUGUGGCAGAUGAAGAGGAUCGAGGGCGCAAUGGGUCAGGGAUGGAUGAGGGUGGCGGGAGACACACGGUCGUUUUUACGGGUUCCUGAUUUGGAGUUCCAAUGGCACCAGAUCCGUAUCGUCAACGCCGAGAUGAUACAUUUCAUACGGCAAAUGCAAGCAUAUUGCCAUUUGGAGGUGAUUGAGUGUUCUUGGAAGAUGCUGGUCGAGUUUUUGAACAAGAAGGAGGGUGACUUGGACACGAUGAUUAACGCGCACCGGGCAUAUUUGGAUCGGAUGGUGAAGAAAGUGCUGCUGCUGAGUCCCAAGGCGGGAAGAGAGGAGAAUCUACUUAUACAAGUUCGAGAAUUAUUUUCGAUAAUAUUACAGUUCAGGGAAGCUUCGGACAACUUUUACAAUUACUGCUUAUCAGAGUCUGUUUGGCGGGACAAGGAGCUGGAUAAUGAACGCGGCGUAUACACCGGACGAGGGACAACAAGCGGCGAACUUCCAACACAGCUCAAUCCAGUGAAAGAAUAUGGCGCCCAGUUUUCUGAAAAGGCCCAAGCACUUGUGCAUCAACUACAGGUGCACCCAGACUUGGAUUGCCGCUUCCUUGCUGUCAGACUCUCCUUCUCAGAAUAUUACCGCACCAAAAAAGAUCUUGGAACCCACAAACCCUAGACAUUGUUGGGAAUAGAUAUAUGUCUGAGCAUGACCAAUUAAUUUGUGUGCAGGGGUAUUUUACUGUUGAGCAGUGGACCGGGGAACCUGGGAGGACACAGCAGCAAGACUUUGCAGCGACACGAGAGCAGCAAGGAUUGGCCUGGAGCAAGAAGGUAAAUGUAUCUACUGCG
Messenger RNA from Guyanagaster necrorhizus, 2939 nucleotides. Its product is annotated as gamma-tubulin complex DGRIP91/SPC98 component. Gene Ontology annotation, molecular function: microtubule minus-end binding; gamma-tubulin binding. The coding region runs from base 223 to 2766 and encodes 847 amino acids. The record is from RefSeq and is a predicted model, not a curated record. The transcript has 16 exons. Gene Ontology annotation, biological process: meiotic cell cycle; spindle assembly; cytoplasmic microtubule organization. Gene Ontology annotation, cellular component: spindle pole; mitotic spindle pole body; gamma-tubulin complex. Lineage: Eukaryota; Fungi; Basidiomycota; Agaricomycetes; Agaricales; Physalacriaceae.